AUGCGUCGGUUUCUUGAGAAGUCCAACAUCACCGAUUUCAAUGUUACAUCGUUCUUUCGUCAGGCUGGGGAUAACUUCACCGCCAUCCCAAACAUUGGCAUUGCAGUCUCUGGUGGUGGUUAUCGAGCUCUCAUGAAUGGGGCUGGCUUCAUCUCUGCUGCUGACUCUCGCGACAAUGAAAACUCAAGUGUCGGUGGCCUGCUACAGUCCACAACUUACCUCGCAGGUUUGUCCGGGGGCGGGUGGCUACUCGGAUCCAUUUUCGCCAACAACUUUUCUACCAUACACUCCCUUCAGCAAGGGCGAAAAGGUACAGGCCUUUGGGAAUUUGAUCGAUCCAUCUUCAGGGGACCGGAGAAAGGUGGCAUCGGAAUCCUGAAUACGGUCAGCUACUGGAAAGAUAUGCUGGAAGCGGUCGACAGCAAAGCAGACGGUUGGGAGACCUCGAUUACGGACUAUUGGGGUCGUGCACUAUCCUACCAGCUUAUUGGAACGCCGGACGGAGGGGAAGCAUAUACCUUUUCCUCCAUUGCGAACACCUCCAACUUCGAGAAUGGCUCAACGCCUUACCCGAUACUCAUUGCAGAUGGCAGGAGGACUGGCGAGAUUGUCGCAGCCCCGAAUGCGACUAUAUACGAGUUCAAUCCCUUUGAGCUUGGAUCAUGGGAUCCCACCACGUACGGAUUUGUGCCCCUUGAAUGGCUUGCCUCCAACUUCACCAAUGGCACCAUAUCUUCCAGAGGGGACUGCGUUCGGGGAUUUGAUCAGCUAGGUUUCGUGAUGGGCACAUCUUCUUCUCUUUUCAACGUGGCUCUGCUCGCCAAUUUUAGAAGCGCUGGGAAUGAAAGCUUUAUCGCAUCAUUCGUGGCCAACGCGAUCGAAGAGCUUCUCCAAAACUUCAACGAACAGGAGAAUGACAUUGCAAACUACGAGCCUAAUCCUUUCUUUGAAUGGAACCCGACUAAGAAUAACUCAAAUGCCGACGAGGACCAGCUGGCUCUUGUCGACGGUGGCGAGGAUGGUCAGAACAUACCGCUGCAUCCAUUGAUCCAACCAGUGCGGGCCGUCGAUAUCAUAUUCGCCAUUGACUCCUCUGCUGAUACUGAGACGAACUGGCCCAAUGGGACCUCCAUGCGGGCAUCGUACAGCCGGUCAAUGUCGGACAUUGGGAACAACACCUUGUUUCCUCCGGUGCCUUCCGCAGAGACCUUCAUCAACCUGGGCCUCAACCGGCGCCCUACGCUCUUUGGCUGCAAUGCCACCAAUUUCACCCUCACUAAUAAUCAAACUGUUCCGCCCCUCAUCUUCUAUAUCCCGAAUGCUCCGUAUACGACGUAUAGCAACGUAUCAACCUUUGAUCUUGUCUACUCAGAGAAUGAGCGCGACGCGAUCAUUCUCAAUGGCUUCAACGGUGCAAACCAAGGGAACGGGACCAUUGACGCUGAGUGGCCCACGUGUGUCGCUUGUGCCAUCAUGAGUCGAAGCUGGUGGAAGGCAGGGGAAGAUCCGCCUCGAGACUGCAGCCAGUGCUUUGACCGGUACUGUUGGAAUGGAACGACAGAUGACACGCCUGUCAGCCAGUAUGAACCUGCUCUCAUUAUCAAGGAGGAUUCUUAA
Emericellopsis cladophorae is the source of this 1617-nucleotide messenger RNA. RefSeq lists its product as uncharacterized. Gene Ontology annotation, cellular component: cytosol; intracellular membrane-bounded organelle. Gene Ontology annotation, molecular function: A2-type glycerophospholipase activity. The record is from RefSeq and is a predicted model, not a curated record. Bases 1 to 1617 code for a protein of 538 amino acids. Lineage: Eukaryota; Fungi; Ascomycota; Sordariomycetes; Hypocreales; Bionectriaceae. Gene Ontology annotation, biological process: glycerophospholipid catabolic process. The transcript has a single exon.